AUGUCUAAUUCAGACAUAUAUUCUAGACAAAAUCCUAGUGAUUUUCUUCGACAAGUAAUAGGGAAACCUGUUAUUGUUAGACUUAAUAGUGGAAUUGACUACAAAGGUAUCUUAGCAUGUUUAGAUGAUAGGAUGAAUAUCGCAAUGGAAGACACAAAAGAAUUUGUUAAUGGUUCUUUGGUAGAGCAACAUGGAGAUACAUUUAUCCGUGGAAAUAAUGUCUUAUAUAUAGCUUCAGUUAAUACUUCUACUGUGUAA
Molecule: messenger RNA, 258 nt
Organism: Cryptosporidium muris RN66
Lineage: Eukaryota; Apicomplexa; Conoidasida; Eucoccidiorida; Cryptosporidiidae
Product: LSM domain-containing protein
Exons: 1
Coding region: 1-258 (85 amino acids)
Biological process (GO): mRNA splicing, via spliceosome; maturation of SSU-rRNA
Cellular component (GO): U6 snRNP; U4/U6 x U5 tri-snRNP complex; sno(s)RNA-containing ribonucleoprotein complex
Molecular function (GO): RNA binding
Source: RefSeq, a predicted model, not a curated record